Gastrolobium bilobum is the source of this 833-nucleotide messenger RNA. Its product is annotated as NAC domain-containing protein 104-like. NCBI's taxonomy places the organism in Eukaryota, Viridiplantae, Streptophyta, Magnoliopsida, Fabales, Fabaceae. The record is from RefSeq and is a predicted model, not a curated record. Gene Ontology annotation, biological process: regulation of DNA-templated transcription; system development. Gene Ontology annotation, molecular function: DNA binding. The coding region runs from base 48 to 665 and encodes 205 amino acids. The transcript has 3 exons.
UACAAACUAAAAGAAAGAAAGAAAGAAAAAAAGAAAAAAAACAAAUAAUGGUGGGUGGAAGUGUUAACCUUCCUCCAGGGUUUUGCUUCUGUCCAACAGAUGAAGAACUUGUACUUCACUUUCUCUAUUCCAAAACUUCUCUACCAACCCAUCCCAACAUCAUACCUGAUCUUGACAUGUCUCUGCUUGAUCCUUGGGAAUUAAAUGGUAAAGCAUUGUCAAGUGGAAAUCAACACUAUUUCUUCACCGAAGUGAAGGAAAACAGAUCCACAAAAAUUGGAUAUUGGAAGGAAAUAGGAGUCGCCGAAACUAUUGUCUCAGCCGGUGAUAAGAAAGUGGGAAUCAAGAAGUACCUCGUGUUCAACCUCGGGGAAUCUCCACGUGGCACUGAAACAAGUUGGGUAAUGCAAGAAUAUCAUAUUUGCUCAUCUGGGUUUAACACUGCAUCUUAUGGAAGUUCUCGAAGAGGACAAAAACCUGAUGAAAGUAGGAGCAAAUGGGUUUUAUGCAGAGUCUAUGAGAAGAAGAUGUCACAAUCUGAACAAGGUGCAGAGUGUUAUAGCGAUGAUGACGACAGUGGAACAGAGAUUUCAUGGCUAGACGAAGUUUAUAUGUCGUUAGAUGAUGAUCUUGAAGAAAUAUAUAAGCCUGCAAAAUUAAAUUAAAUAUAUAUUAGGAUCUUGUAUACAAUUUCUCAAUUACAUGUAUUUUGACUGGUAGAUUAAUUAAGGAGUCUAUAGUUAGUUACAUGCAGGAGAACAAAGAUGAGUACCAUUUUAAGUAAUGACUUUUCGGUUGACGUCCUUAUAUGUACGUACACCAUAUAUAUACAU